AUUGUUUUCCUCCGCGGAUCCGCGGCUGGACUUGGACCCAGGGCUCUCCCGACAGCGCCCUGGAACCCAAAUUCAAGCACCAUCCAAUUCGGACGCUCAUCGCAUCUCGCCUGAGCACAACCACGGAUUGCGAACUCAGCGCAGCGCGUGGCCGCUGGCCGCCCGCGGCGAUCUCGAUCCCGCUGACCCGAAUCCUGGAGCAACUCUCCUAGACUCUGGCUGUGACCCCAGCCAUUCCCCAGAGGUGGCUUCGGGGCCAGGAGAGAGAAGGGCUGUUUCCUCUUCCCAGCAACGGGAGGAUCUGGAAAGGGGAGAGUCGGCCAGGUCUCUCCCAUGUGCUUCAGAUGGGGUGUGUGAAGCAGCUCGGAUUCUUCCAGGGCAGAGUGAUCUUUUCUCCAGGCCAGGAGUUGAGGAGCUGACCAGAUGCUGCUUCCCAGAAACAGCUACAAGAAGCCCUCUUAAAGGUGUAUCAUAGUUGAGUCUAGAAGGCCAAUGCAAAGGCCAGCCAAGUGUUUGUAGAGGCUGGACUAAUCCAGCCUAAAGUGGGGUGUGAGUGUGUGUGUGUGUAGACUGAGUGGAAGGGAGGCACAGCCUGCUCUCUCAGGGAGGAAGGAAAGGGUUGAGGGUGCUUGCUAUCAGAUCAUUUUGCCUGGAAAUGAAGAGCAUGUAAAUGAGAUGCAAAUUAGCCUCUAUUGUCCCUAGCUAAGGCGCUUUUGCUAAGAAGGCUGUUGGAUUCUGAGGGCCUUAACAUGGGAGUGGUCGCCAUGCCCCACAAACUCUCCCAGUGACCCCCUUUGCCAAGGCUAGCCCUGUAGUUCUAGCAGUUUCUAGAAAGGGGCCAUCCCCUUCCCCUGCAUCUCUGGGCAUAAAGCCACCAGCACCUUUGUAACCAAACUAUUAAGAAGUGUCAUCAGCCCCCUCCCAUUUUCAAGGCAGCAUCUCCCCUACCCAAGCGUCAGCAGACUUUUCUUGAAUUUUUACAUUUACUUGUAAGGGAUGUGGUAAGGGGAGCAUAAUGCAGUCUCUUCUCUCCUUUGUCCUGUCUUCCAUCAGGUCAGAGGUUUCCUAUCCCCCUCAAGCCCCCACAGGAGUCACCAACCCAGGGCCGGCUUAUGGGUGAGGGGGCACCCCCUGGGGCCUGAGCUGCCCCGCACAGGAUGCCCCGUGCCCCCCACUUCAUGCCCUUGCUGCUACUGCUGCUGCUGCUCUCACUUCCCCAUACUCAGGCCGCCUUUCCCCAGGACCCCCUCCCUCUGUUGAUCUCUGACCUUCAAGGUACUUCCCCAUUAUCCUGGUUUCGGGGCCUGGAGGAUGAUGCUGUGGCUGCAGAACUUGGGCUGGACUUUCAGAGAUUCCUGACCUUGAACCGGACCUUGCUAGUGGCUGCCCGGGAUCACGUUUUCUCCUUCGAUCUUCAAGCCGAAGAAGAAGGGGAGGGGCUGGUGCCCAACAAGUAUCUAACAUGGAGAAGCCAAGAUGUGGAGAACUGUGCUGUACGGGGAAAGCUGACGGAUGAGUGCUACAACUAUAUUCGUGUUCUUGUUCCCUGGGACUCCCAGACGCUCCUUGCCUGUGGAACGAACUCAUUCAGCCCUGUGUGCCGCAGCUAUGGGAUAACUUCGCUGCAGCAGGAGGGUGAGGAACUGAGUGGGCAGGCUCGAUGCCCCUUUGAUGCCACCCAGUCCAACGUGGCCAUCUUUGCAGAGGGCAGCCUGUACUCAGCCACAGCUGCGGAUUUCCAGGCCAGUGAUGCUGUAGUUUACAGAAGCCUUGGGCCCCAGCCCCCACUCCGCUCCGCCAAGUAUGACUCCAAGUGGCUCCGAGAGCCACACUUUGUCCAGGCCUUGGAGCAUGGAGACCAUGUCUACUUCUUCUUCCGCGAGGUCUCUGUGGAGGAUGCUCGGCUGGGGAGGGUGCAGUUCUCCCGCGUAGCCCGAGUAUGUAAACGUGACAUGGGCGGCUCGCCUCGGGCCUUGGACCGCCACUGGACAUCCUUCCUGAAGCUUCGGCUCAACUGCUCUGUCCCUGGGGACUCUACUUUCUAUUUUGAUGUUUUACAGGCCUUGACUGGGCCUGUGAACCUGCAUGGCCGCUCUGCUCUCUUUGGGGUCUUCACCACCCAGACCAAUAGCAUCCCUGGCUCUGCCGUCUGCGCCUUCUACCUGGAUGAGAUUGAGCGUGGGUUUGAGGGCAAGUUCAAGGAGCAGAGGAGUCUGGAUGGGGCCUGGACUCCUGUGUCUGAGGACAGAGUUCCCUCACCCAGGCCAGGAUCCUGUGCAGGAGUAGGGGGAGCUGCCUUGUUCUCCUCUUCCCGAGACCUCCCUGAUGAUGUCCUGACCUUCAUCAAGGCUCACCCGCUGCUGGACCCCGCUGUACCACCUGUCACCCAUCAGCCUCUACUCACUCUCACUAGCAGGGCCCUACUGACCCAAGUAGCUGUGGAUGGCAUGGCUGGUCCCCACAGUAACAUCACAGUCAUGUUCCUUGGCUCCAAUGAUGGGACAGUGCUGAAGGUGCUGACCCCAGGUGGGCGAUCCGGGGGACCUGAGCCCAUCCUCCUGGAAGAGAUUGAUGCCUACAGCCCUGCCCGGUGCAGUGGGAAGCGGACAGCCCAAACAGCACGACGGAUCAUAGGGCUGGAGCUGGACACUGAGGGUCACAGGCUUUUUGUGGCUUUUUCUGGCUGUAUUGUCUACCUCCCUCUCAGCCGGUGUGCCCGGCAUGGGGCCUGUCAGAGGAGCUGUUUGGCUUCUCAGGACCCAUACUGUGGAUGGCAUAGCUCCAGGGGCUGUGUGGAUAUCAGGGGAUCUGGUGGGACUGAUGUGGAUCAGGCUGGGAACCAGGAAUCCAUGGAGCAUGGUGACUGCCAAGAUGGAGCUACUGGGAGUCAGUCUGGCCCUGGGGAUUCUGCUUAUGGCGUGCGCCGGGACCUGCCCCCAGCCUCGGCCUCCCGCUCCGUCCCCAUCCCACUCCUCCUGGCCAGUGUGGCCGCAGCUUUUGCCCUGGGCGCCUCAGUCUCUGGCCUCCUGGUCUCCUGUGCUUGUCGCCGCGCCCACCGACGUCGGGGCAAGGACAUCGAGACUCCGGGGCUCCCGCGCCCUCUCUCCCUCCGCAGUUUGGCCCGGCUCCACGGUGGGGGCCCAGAGCCCCCGCCGCCCUCCAAGGACGGGGACGCGGUGCAGACGCCGCAGCUCUACACCACCUUCCUGCCGCCUCCGGAGGGCGUGCCCCCGCCGGAGCUGGCCUGCCUGCCCACCCCCGAGUCCACGCCGGAGCUGCCGGUCAAGCACCUCCGCGCCGCCGGGGACCCCUGGGAGUGGAACCAGAACAGGAACAACGCCAAGGAGGGUCCGGGCCGCUCACGGGGCGGGCACGCGGCGGGCGGGCCCGCGCCCCGCGUGCUGGUGAGGCCACCGCCGCCCGGCUGUCCCGGGCAGGCCGUGGAAGUCACCACCCUGGAGGAACUGCUGCGCUACCUGCACGGCCCGCAGCCGCCCAGAAAGGGGGCCGAGCCCCCCGCCCCUUUAACCUCGCGGGCGCUCCCGCCGGAGCCCGCCCCCGCCCUCUUGGGCGGCCCCAGCCCCAGGCCCCACGAGUGCGCCUCGCCGCUGAGGCUGGACGUGCCCCCCGAGGGCAGGUGCGCCUCUGCCCCCGCCCGGCCCGCGCUCUCCGCCCCCGCUCCCCGGCUGGGCGUCGGCGGAGGCCGGAGGUUGCCUUUCUCCGGCCACCGGGCCCCCCCUGCCCUGCUCACUCGAGUCCCCUCGGGAGGUCCCUCCAGGUACUCCGGGGGUCCCGGGAAGCACCUCCUGUACCUGGGCCGGCCCGAGGGCUACCGGGGCCGCGCCCUGAAAAGGGUGGACGUCGAGAAGCCCCAGUUGUCCCUGAAGCCUCCCCUCGUCGGGCCCUCCUCCCGCCAGGCCGUCCCGAACGGCGGCCGUUUCAACUUUUAAAGGGAGCGGCCCACGGCCUCCAGCGUGGGGAGCGCCCGAGUCCUCUCGGCCACGAGCUGGACGCUCUUCAGGACGUUUCACCGCCCCCUCGCCCCGCACCUCCAGCCUUCCCGACUCGCAGAGUCUCCCGAGGCCCCUUUUCGCCUCGGGUUUAUUUAUUGACUGUCUUUCCCCCUGUCCUCGACAGAAGAGUGGGAGGUGAGAAGCCCGUCUCCUCAGUGAGCCAGCAUUUCAGGGGGAGCUGGCGGACUCCCACUCCCCGCUCCCUUCCAGCCAAGCUGCCUUAACUCGCCCCUCGGGGCUCCCCCAGAGACUGUGCCCCGGGCGGGCCGCGCGCGCUGUGUCCAGAGUCCUCGGGCCUUCUGGGUCUGGGACGUGCCUCUCCUACUGUGUAGGAGCCUCCGCUUCCCAAUACAGCCGUGUCUGCAGCCACUGCCUGACUUCACUCGGGCGGGGGAGGGCGGCAGUCGGUCGGCUCGCUCUGGGCGCCCUCGCUCUCUGCCUUCAUCUGGGCCCUGGGCUCUCCCGGGUAAUGGGAUGGCUGCGGUCCCGCCGGGGGGCAGUCUGGAAAGGUUUCCUAAAGGAGACGAGCGAAUUAACGGUGUCGAGGUGAGCCAGGGCCAGGGGGACCCCGGUAAAGUUUAGUUGAGGCUGGGGAAGGCCCUCGGAGCUCGUUUCCAGAUCGAGGUAAGAGGGACUUUCUUAAAGGCCUAGUCUAUGGGAUGGGGCGGCGGAGGGAAUUUUUUGAGAAAUAAAAUGAAGCUGCAGUGUACGUUA
Molecule: messenger RNA, 4727 nt
Organism: Homo sapiens (human)
Lineage: Eukaryota; Metazoa; Chordata; Mammalia; Primates; Hominidae
Gene: SEMA6C
Product: semaphorin 6C
Exons: 19
Coding region: 1158-3950 (930 amino acids)
Biological process (GO): axon guidance; negative chemotaxis
Cellular component (GO): plasma membrane
Molecular function (GO): semaphorin receptor binding
Source: RefSeq, a predicted model, not a curated record